Messenger RNA from Amblyraja radiata (thorny skate), 1908 nucleotides. Its product is annotated as sodium- and chloride-dependent neutral and basic amino acid transporter B(0+)-like. Gene Ontology annotation, molecular function: branched-chain amino acid:sodium symporter activity; alanine transmembrane transporter activity; beta-alanine transmembrane transporter activity. The transcript has 13 exons. Lineage: Eukaryota; Metazoa; Chordata; Chondrichthyes; Rajiformes; Rajidae. Gene Ontology annotation, cellular component: plasma membrane. Gene Ontology annotation, biological process: (R)-carnitine transmembrane transport; beta-alanine transport; amino acid import across plasma membrane. Bases 115 to 1908 code for a protein of 597 amino acids. The record is from RefSeq and is a predicted model, not a curated record.
CCAGUUGGUCAUUUCCCCUCCCUCCCCCAGUCUGCCGCCGAUGAACACGUGGGUGAAAGUGACGAGAAUGUGGAGAGAGGCAACUGGUCCUCGAAGACCGACUACCUGCUCUCAAUGAUCGGCUGUGCUGUGGGCCUGGGCAACGUCUGGAGAUUCCCUUACCUGGCGUACAGGAAUGGAGGAGGUGCAUUUCUUAUUCCUUACACACUAAUGUUGGUGAUGGCUGGGAUGCCCGUAUUUUUCUUGGAAUCCUCCCUUGGGCAAUUUGCCAGCCGUGGCUGUAUCCGUGUGUGGAAAGCUGUGCCAAUUCUGCAAGGUGUGGGGAUAACUAUGAUGAUUGUGGUUACAUUUUCCAACAUUUCCUACAACUGCAUCAUCGCCUACAGCCUGUUCUACCUGUUUGCCUCCUUCCAAUCUCCCCUGCCGUGGUCAGACUGCUUCAGCUGGUGGGGUGCAGAUGAAACCUGCAGUCGGACACCCAGAGAUCCGCUCUGCAACCUCACUCUGGAUGACGGGUAUUCUGAAGUUGUUAACACAACCUGGCUGCAGGCAAACAACAAAACCUGUUCCAAUGGAUCGGAAAUCCAUGUUCAUCACCAGGGCCCCACCGAGCAAUACUGGGAUAAAGUGACUUUACGGCGGUCAAGUUCCAUGGAUGAGACAGGGGAGAUAGUCUGGCACUUAGCUCUCUGUCUGCUCCUGGCCUGGCUGAUUGUUGGGGCCACCCUGUCUAAAGGAAUAAAAUCUUCAGGAAAGGUGGUUUAUUUCACUGCAACAUUCCCGUACGUGGUUCUGACCGUACUUCUGAUCCGAGGACUGACCCUGGAGGGAGCCCAGAAAGGGAUUGAAUUCUACAUUGGAAGCCAGUCGGACUUCUCAAAGCUGGCUGAUGCUGAGGUCUGGAAAGAUGCUGCAACACAAAUAUUCUACUCGCUUGCAGUGGGGUGGGGGUGUUUGAUAACCCUGUCGUCCUACAACAAAUUCCACAACAACUGUUACAGAGACACCAUCAUUGUCUGUGUGGUGAACUGUGCCACGAGUGUGUUUGCCGGAUUUGCCAUCUUCUCCGUCCUGGGACACAUGGCUCACGUACAGGACAAGCCUGUUUCAGAGGUCGCUCAGUCAGGUUUCGCUUUGGUUUUCAUCGCCUACCCAGAGGCUCUUGCUCAGCUGCCGUGGGCUCCCCUAUGGUCCACUUUGUUUUUCUUCAUGCUGCUCACUCUAGGACUCGACACUCAGUUUGCAGCUGUAGAAAUAAUUAUAACAAACCUAGUGGACCAGUUCCCCAAGCUGCUGCAAUCAAAGCGUCUUUAUCUGACCGCUGGAGUUUGCUCCCUGAUUUAUUUUCUUGGUCUUGUGUUUGUAACAGAGGCUGGAAUUUACUGGAUAAACUUAAUUGAUUAUUUCUGCACUGGAUGGAUUCUCAUUAUAGUAGCUCUGUUGGAACUCAUCGGUCUAAGCUGGAUUUAUGGAGUGAACAGCUUCAUCAAGGACAUUGAGAUGAUGAUUGGGGAGAGGAGCUGGCUCUUCUGGCUGUGGUGGAAAGUGUGCUGGUGUUUUAUCUCGCCGUGUUUGCUGGUGGUAAUCUUAGCCUGGUCUUUGGCGACAUUUACCCAACCAACAUUCGGACACGUUCAGUACCCCAUUUGGGCAGUAGCACUCGGCUGGUGUAUGAUCAUCUUCUGCAUUAUGUGGAUCCCCAUCAUUGCCAUCGUGAGAGUUUUCCAAGCUGAGGGCUCCACAUUGUACCAGAAGCUUUCUACUGCUUGUUCAUCAGCUCCAGAUUGGGGUCCAUACUUGGAAAAGCACAGAGACGAACGGUACAGGAACAAGACAAAAUCAACUGAAGUUUCUAACCAACUGCUUGUUCUUCCAACUGAGAUUGGAACAUUUAAGGACGUUUCUUAA